This is a messenger RNA of Brassica napus (rape), 2267 nucleotides long. RefSeq names its product callose synthase 3-like. Gene Ontology annotation, cellular component: multivesicular body. NCBI's taxonomy places the organism in Eukaryota, Viridiplantae, Streptophyta, Magnoliopsida, Brassicales, Brassicaceae. Bases 285 to 899 code for a protein of 204 amino acids. The record is from RefSeq and is a predicted model, not a curated record. Gene Ontology annotation, biological process: late endosome to vacuole transport via multivesicular body sorting pathway. The transcript has 10 exons.
CACAAGAGCUGUCUCCGACUUUUGUAGACCUAUUUUUUUCCCGUGGCUUUGCAACUUCCAUCUCUUCCGUUUCUCAGCUCUUCAAUUCAUCUCCACCAGUAAAUCACUACUAACUGAAUCCUUGAUUAAGCUCAUUCAAUGGAUUCAUUUCACCUUCUUCUUUGUGAAAGGAAUCCAUUGAAUGAGCUUAAUCACCGAGUAACUCCGCCGUGCGGAGGAGAUCUGCGCCGUUCUCGACGAAGGAGGAUCGGGGCCCGGAUCUAACGGCUUCUGCAGCAUAACCAAUGUUAUCAUUCGAAUAUGAUGUUAAUAUGAGCAGUUUGGGUGUGUGUUUUGUAGAGAGUAUGGGCGACGAAAUCAUUGUUAGGGUUUCUUCCGGAUCUCUCUCUAUCUCUGAACCUUUAUUAACCUGGAGGUUUAAGGUAGCAAUGACGGCUUCGAGAGGUGGUGGUCCUGACCAGGGACCGUCCCAACCUCAGCAGCGACGGAUCAUGAGGACUCAGACAGUUGGUAAUCUCGGAGAAUCAUUCGAUAGUCAAGUUGUUCCGUCCUUGCUUGUUGAGAUUGCCCCUAUUCUCCGUGUUGCUAAUGAGGUUGAAUCUAGCAACCCUAGAGUUGCUUUUCCCUGUCGGUUCUAUGCGUUCGAGAAAGCUCACAGGCUGGAUCCCACCUCCAGUGGAAGAGGUGUUCGGCAGUUUAAGACUGCACUCUUACAGCGUCUUGAAAGAGAACAUGAUCCUACACUGAUGGGCAGGGUUAAGAAAAGUGAAGCCCGUGAGAUGCAGAGCUUUUAUCAACAUUACUAUAAGAAGUAUAUUCAAGCUUUGCAAAAUGCUGCUGAUAAGGCCGACCGCUGGCAAAGGCAUACCAAACUGCUAAUGUUUUGUUUGAGGUGUUGAAGGCUGUUAAUCUUACACAGUCUAUUAAGGUUGACCGAGAGAUAAUGUUUUCUCUUUGAUACAUUUAUCUUUUUUCCCAUCUCCUGUGCAACGCUACAAUGAUGUUAGUUGUUUUUUCGGAUUUUGGAAGCUCAAGACAAGGUUGCAGAAAAGACACAGUUGUAUGUCCAUUAUAAUAUCCUACCUCUCGAUCCUGACGGUGCAAAUCAAGCGAUUAUUUGAUAUCCUGAGAUUAUGAGAUAUGAUAUCCUGAGAGAAUUAAGGCAAUCAUGAUCUCGAGCCAGGAACGUCAGAGGUUCUGCAACUCCGAGAAGUGGAAGACAGAAGUGUAUGGAGAUGAGGUUCUUAUUCUAGUUGAAGGAACUGCUCUGAGUCACACUGAUACUCUCCACCACCUGUCUUUAUCCCUUGCCAUUGGUAUCCAGUGCUCCAUAACCAUCGAAUCCAUCGUUCAUGUCUGUCACUCACCGGAAAGUCGGAAACCAGAUCUAUGCUCUUCUUUCUGGAGGAGGAUAUGCAAAGAAAGUUGUUGUACCCUUUGGAAAAAUCCUUCCAAUCCUGCAGGAUUAUUCGUAAAAGAUGCAGCCUUUUUCCCUAAAGUGGAGCUUGGUUUCCCUGAAUACGAACACGGCUUAUGAAUUCACAUUAUCUUCUUAGAUAUUCAAUUAUAGUUCGCGGCCUAACUACAUGUGAGUGAGAAUGAGUGGUUCGGGUAGAAAACGUGUUUUGAUAUGGGAUUCCUAGGAAGAAGAUAUUCAUCAUCUUAGUGGAAAUGAAUAUGUUGGGAAGUCAGCUUCUUAUAUUCGUAACAAGAUCCCGUCCAUGUUUCUAUCCAGAGGGUAAUGGUUGGGAGCCAACAUGAGAUCUGCUCUGGAUGAUAUGAUUAGGACAGUGAACAUCUGCAUCUAGACAACAUUCAGUAAAAGCUUGGCCUCCCAAAAGCAAUGAUGAUGGUCAUGCUGCCAUGAUUUGUUACUAUGAUGCUAUCAAAAUCUUCUGAGCAAGAGGAAAAUAGGCAAUUGUAUUUCCGCCAGUCACCUUUGAGGGACAGGCCUAGAACCCGUAGGAGGGCCGUAGCCCAUUGCAGAAGUUAGACGAGAUACUGGAGGAUCCUAUGACAACGCAAGACGGGGUCAGGAGAGAAAUUGAUGGUAGAUGUAAUAGAGAUGGUGACUAUGACUUGGAAGCUAAGAAUAUAAAGACGAGUAAAGAUUUGUAGUAGAAAACUUCUUUAUCCUAAAUAAUUGUAUUGUACCGUGCAUAUUCAAUAAAACUAGAAACAAUAGCUUAGAGCAUUUAAUUGAUGUAAAACUAAAGGAUAUGUUUACAGCUAUUGUUCUCUUUAUUGGAAUAAAUUUUGUUUUUCUU